Molecule: messenger RNA, 1563 nt
Organism: Colletotrichum godetiae
Lineage: Eukaryota; Fungi; Ascomycota; Sordariomycetes; Glomerellales; Glomerellaceae
Product: splicing factor 3a
Exons: 1
Coding region: 1-1563 (520 amino acids)
Biological process (GO): mRNA splicing, via spliceosome
Cellular component (GO): nucleus; spliceosomal complex
Molecular function (GO): RNA binding; zinc ion binding
Source: RefSeq, a predicted model, not a curated record
AUGGGCGUAAUCGAAGAGCAGCGCUACCUACACGAGGACCUCGAGCGCCUCGAGCAAGGCAUCGCAGACCGCAUCAGCGAAGAACCAAAACACAUCCGCGACCGCCUGAACCGCGACCACGAAAUCGGCCAGCUCCUCGACCAGAUCCAGUCCCAGUCCGUCAAGCUCCUCGAUAUCUACCGCGACGCCGACGGCCAGCGCGGCCGCGAGAUCCAGACCAUCGGCACAGGCGACCCCUUUGAGGAGUUCUACAGCCAGCUCAAGACGGCGCGCGAGCACCAUGCCAAAUACCCAAACGAACAGGCCGAGAACUCGGAGGUGCGGUACCGCGUCAAGAAGCUCGACGACGGGGAAGUCAUGCCUUACAUUGUCGACCGUCUGUUCACGGGCGAGGAAGGCUUCGGCCGCUUCUUUGACCUGCACACCUCCCACGAGGCCUACCUCAACCUCCCCAACGUCAAGCGCCUGUCGUAUUUGCAGUAUCUCGAGGUCUUUGACAACUUCGCACCAGGCUACGGUGGCCUGAAGCGCGGCGAGAAGCUGACGGAUCAGUACUUCAAGUACGUCGGCGAGCUGGCGUCGUACCUCGAGUCCUUUAUGCGCCGCACGCGGCCGCUCGAGAACCUUGACAAGGUGUUCCUAGAGUUCGACGGCGACUUUGAGGCGGCGUGGGAGAAGGACGAGGUGUCGGGUUGGCAGAAGGAGACGAGCAGUGGCAGUGGUGGUGCGAACGGUACUGCAAAGGAGACCAGCUCAGCAGACGCCAUAUGGUGCGACGACUGCGAAAAAGAGUUCAAGAACGAAAACGUCUACAAAGCACAUAUGACGGGACGCAAGCACAUCAAGGCCGCCGAGGCGAGGAAAGCACGCCGCGAGGAAGAAGGCGAGGAAGAAACUAGCGGCGGCAGCACAAACAAGGUAUCAGCAACGAGGCUGAAGGAACGAGCCGUCGCAGAGCGUGAGUACCGCGUCAAACGCCUCGCGGCAGCAAUGAGCACGGAACGCGGCGACACGCGCGUAAACGUCGAGCGCAGACAAGGCAUGACGGAGCGCGAGCGCCAGCAGGAGCUGGAAAACAUAAUGAACCUGUCGUACUCGGCGCCCGGCAGCGGCAUGGCACACCACAACGGCGGCGGCGCAGACGGCGAAGACGACGACGAAGACGGCGAGGACGGCGAGGAGAAGAUUUACAACCCGCUCAAGCUGCCCCUCGCGUGGGACGGUAAGCCGAUCCCCUUCUGGCUGUACCGUCUGCACGGUCUGGGCGUCGAGUUCCCCUGCGAGAUUUGCGGUAACUUUGUCUACAUGGGUCGGCGGGCGUUCGAUAAGCAUUUCAACGAGGCGAGGCACGUUCACGGGUUGCGGUGUCUCGGUAUUACGAAUACCAGUCUGUUCCGCGAUAUUACGAGCAUCGAGGAGGCGGUGAAUCUGUGGGACAAGAUCCAGCGGGAAGCGAAGAAGACCAAGGUCGAUGAGGGGAGCGUGGUGCAGAUGGAGGAUGCGGAGGGGAAUGUUAUGCCUGAAAAGGUGUACUACGAUUUGCAGAAGCAGGGUCUUUUGUAA